Messenger RNA from Cladocopium goreaui, 1815 nucleotides. Lineage: Eukaryota; Dinophyceae; Suessiales; Symbiodiniaceae. The record is from the annotation of a GenBank genome assembly.
AUGGACGGCACCUGGAUUGGAGGCAUCACCGAUAAGAUGGUCCGGACCCCCCUGGCGUAUGGGAUGGACUUCGAGGACGUCCGUUUUAAAGCCAUGGACGGGUGCACUUUGGCUGCGUGGUAUAUCCCAGCAAAGGACAAAAGCUCAAAGAAAUUGGCCAUCGUAGGGCAUCAAAGUUGGGCAUGUGCCAACAAGAGCGGCUGUGUCACGCACUUGCGUCACGGCUGGGCCACCGUGCUGGCCAUCGACUAUGUGAAACUGCACAAGGUCUUGUACGAUGCAGGAUACCACGUCCUGGCAUAUGAUCUUCGCAAUCACGGGGAUUCCGAGAAGCGAUUGCCUGCGGGAUUUGGGGAGAUUGAAUACAUGGAUGCCGUGGGUGUGAUCGACUGGGUGAACUCCCAUGCAGUUUUGAAGAACUGCAAGGUGGCAAUGCUCCCUUUCUGCGUUUCCGGCGUGUCCUUCUUCAAGGCCAACGCCCUCUACCCGGAGAAGUUCAAAAAUGUGUUUGCCUGGGUCACGACCAAUCUCUUUCACGGCCCUGGAACCUUCUGCAAUCGACCUUACCUGUUUGGCAUGGGCAACAAGAAGCUUUUGGACAAAGCUUUCGAGGAGAACCAAGCUUGGUAUGAGAAGCAAGGCAUGCUGAAGAGCAGUAAAGAUAUCAAGAUGAGCACCGAGAAGGUCUCCGCGAAGCCCUACGCGCCCAUGGUGAAACAACCGGUGCUGUGGUGCGACACGAUGCACGACAUCCUGGACUACCAUGAGAAACUCACGCCGGAAGUCUUCGCGGAAUUCGGCAAAGGCUUGCCCGAGGAUUUGAAGAAGAAGAAUGAGAUGUACUUCAUAGGACCCAGCCAGCCCAAACCAUUCACCACCCGCACAAGGAACAGGAGCGAAGGGUACAAUUUCUACCAGUCAGAGGAAGGUUCCAAAGUCAUGCUUGGCUUCCUGUUCUUCAUUUCUCCGAGUUCUGCAGCCAUGGACUCACCAGCCUUUGAGCCGAUGAAAGAGGGCACACAAGUGCUGGAUCAGGCUCGUGAAGUGGCAGUGGAGCAAGUGGUUUGCCCGAUUUGCUUUGAAGCUCUCAGCGAUUUGCCCAACCAGGUCGGUGCCCUGAGCUUUGAAGGUCAUCGCGUGGAAACGGCACUCUACCACCGGGAGUGCGUCCUCAACCCCUUGACCCGUCGCCUGAUCUUCGAGUCCAGCACCGGCCGGGCGGUCUCGCCUUUGACACGGCAGCAGGUGGAUAAUUUCAAGCUCAUGCCCAGCUUAACGGAGUCUGAAGCUUGGGUGGACUUUGUGGACUGGAAUUGCGAUGGCCAUUUGGACAUCCAAGAGGUGUGUUUUACAGUGGCCGCACUUCUCCCAGUGGAUGAAGCCUAUGCGCGGAAGUUUGUGCUGCGGGUCAUGAAUUUACCAGAAGAUUCCGAGGAAAAACACGAACUGGACAAACAGGAGGUCAUCCACACGCUUCUGCCGCAGAUCCGGCGCCAGCUGCGGCGCCUGGUGGCCACGCCCCGGCCACGGCCUCCGCAGAUCUGUCGCAACUCCAAACAGGAUGAGUUGGUGGCCUGGUUCCAAUUCUGGGACUCCAAGAAGCAAGGCUGCUUGGACACAGCCACCUUAACGCUGGCCGUGGUCAGCACCUUUCACACUGCCCUAGCGCGCUCCGCCGAUGCAGCGACCAAGGACGCCGUGGCUCACACCUUUCUGAUGGAGCUGGGCUUGAGGGAGACGGACACGGUCACAGAGUCGCAGUUUAUGGAGAAGAUGGCCCGCGGAGCGGGGGAUGGCUGGGGAAACUGUGCAUAA